This is a messenger RNA of Cooperia oncophora, 582 nucleotides long. NCBI's taxonomy places the organism in Eukaryota, Metazoa, Nematoda, Chromadorea, Rhabditida, Trichostrongylidae. The record is from the annotation of a GenBank genome assembly.
AUGGAGCGCAGUAUACGAGCUGCGUUUAAAACUGGAAAUCGUUCUGGACAUAUCAUUCAUCCGCUGAAUUCGAAAGCUGUCUAUAGUGAUGAAAAGUUCCCAACAGCUCUUCUAAGAGCUCACGCUGAUCCAUAUGCAAAUGUGCGACGACCAUGGGUACUGGUUAAAUUCGGCCGCAGGACGCUAGCAAUACGAGAGGAGGAUGUUGUUUGGACCGCAGUUUCCAAGAUAUAUGAUGCGUUGGGCUCUCACCAAGUGAUGUUAGAGGAGGCGCCAUUGUACUACAGCCUGGGCUGCGUAAAUACCGAAGAGGUCUUAAAUGAAAUGCAGCAUCGACUUCAUGAACGAAACAAAGGCUUAUUCCCUCUGGCGGGCAGUUUUCUCCCAGCCAUCAGAGAGCGGUUUUCCAAUGAAUUCUAUAUAUUCGAAUUAAGAAGUGAAGAGUUAGCGGAUAUUGCUGCCAGUACCGCUGAAAGACCUUACGAAAACCUCAGCGAAUGGUGUCGUGAAUUUUCAUUGCUUAUCAAACAGACAGAGGGUGGACAGAUUACGGCAUCAAAUGUGGAGGAGUUAUUGAGUUAA